GGAGCCUCUGCCCUCUUCGACAUGAUCGAAUACUACGAGGCUGCCACACACCUCAACAUCUCCUGCAACAGGCACAUGGGCACCAGGGGCUGGCAGGCUGCUGCCCACAUGAUGAGGAAGACCAGCUGCCUGCAGCACCUGGAUGCCCGCUGCACCCCGCUGCUGGAGCCCUCCGCGCCCUUCGUCGCCCGCGCCCUGCGCAGCAGCAGCAGCCUGGCAGUGCUGCACCUGGAGAGUGCCAACCUCUCAGGGCGCCCCCUCAUGCUGCUGGCCACGGCGCUGAAGCUGAACCUGACGCUCCGGGAGCUCUACCUGGCCGACAACAAACUCAACGCCCUGCAGGACGCCGCCCAGCUGGGCACCCUGCUCAAGUUCAACUCCUCCCUGGCCAUCCUCGACCUCAGGAACAACCACAUCCUGGACUCUGGCCUGGCCUACAUCUGCGAAGGGCUGAAGGAGCAGCGCAGAGGCCUGGUGACCUUGGUGCUGUGGAACAACCAACUGAGCCACACUGGCAUGGCCUACCUGGGCAUGACCCUGCCUCACACCCAGAGCCUGGAGACUCUCAACCUGGGCCACAACCCCCUGGGCAACGAGGGAGUGCGGAACCUCAAGCCAGGCCUGAUCGGGAACCGCUCCGUGCUGCGCCUCGGCCUGGCUGCCACCAAGCUCACCUGCGAAGGGGCCGUGGCCGUGGCCGAGUUCAUCGCCGAGAGCCCGCGGCUGCUGCGCCUCGACCUGCGGGAGAACGAGAUCAAGACCGGAGGCCUCAUGGCCUUGUCCCUGGCCCUCAAGGUCAACCACUCCCUGCUGCGCCUCGACCUGGACCGCGAGCCCAAGAAGGAGGCGGUGAAGAGCUUCCUGGAGACCCAGAGGGCUCUGCUGGCCGAGAUCCAGAACGGCUGCAAGAGGAACUUCGUCCUGGCCAGGGAGAGGGAGGAGCAGCAGCAGCUGCAGCCUUCGGCCUCCCUGCCCGAGGAGGGCAGCACAGAGCCCCUGGAGGAGGCCCUGGCGGGGCACAGCCAGUCCUCCUCCUCCUCCCCCACCCAGAGGAGGAUUUCAGUCUCCAGCCCUGGCAGAGGCCACAAAGUCUUCCUGGUGACCAGAGUGGAGCCCCUGCCCGAGGCUGAGCUGAGCUGCCCCCAGCAGGAGCAGGAGCUGGAGGAGCUGCUGCUGGAAGCCAGCCAGGAGGCAGGGCAGGAGCUGAAUCGGGUGCCAGAGGUGGCAGCGUGGUGCCAGGGCUGGCAGAGGGUGGUGGCAGUGCUGGCAAGGAGUGGUGCCAAGGCUGGCAUGGAGGCGCCAGGGCUGGCAGCACAGGUGCCAGGGUUGGCAUAG
This is a messenger RNA of Dryobates pubescens (Downy woodpecker), 1335 nucleotides long. It is a transcript of the gene PPP1R37, whose product is annotated as protein phosphatase 1 regulatory subunit 37. Gene Ontology annotation, molecular function: protein binding. Lineage: Eukaryota; Metazoa; Chordata; Aves; Piciformes; Picidae. The record is from RefSeq and is a predicted model, not a curated record. The transcript has 10 exons. The annotation marks the transcript as partial.